AUUUAAAUAAAUCAAUCACGCAAUCAAUCAUUAAUCAAUCUAUCAAUCAAUAACGGGCAUACAAAUAAAGGUUAACCUAAAUCAGAAUUAGACAAUUCUUAUUUAGCCUACCUUCAGGCAAUGAAGAUUAAACCAGUUUAAAUGCCUGGAAAACAUUGAAGAGAUCAUUUAAAUACAUUAGCCCAGCCUCCUAGACACGCUUGCUUUUUGUCUUUGUGCUGAAUAUGAACCAAUGAAGCCUGGCUGUGGUGACAUCUUCCUAUAUUGUGGUCAGAAGUUGACGGGGUGGUGCAUGAAUUGCUGGUGCGAAUUUAAUCACACUGAGACUUGAGACAAGAAGUGAUCUCUUUGUAAUGGGUAAGAAUUCUCUUUUUUAAAAAUCACGUUUCAUAUUCUUUACUGGUGCCUACUGUUACAACUAUCCCACAAAUGUAGUUGAUGUACACAUUUGAAAAGAAUAUGCAUGUUCUUUUUAUUGUGACCUAUACCUUAUCUUUUGUUAAAUGUGAAAGAUUAUAUUUGUACCUCGAUAGUAAAUCUGUAAAUCUCGUAUAAGCCUCUGGGUAGGUGGUUUUCUAAAUAAUAGUUACAUUGCUUAAACAUGGAAUAAGAUCCAAAAGUUAGUCUUGCAUUAAUUCCUGAAAUGGAGAAGUCAUUUACUAUUGAAAGCAGAAUUGAAGGUUCACGGCACAGGAAACAAGCAAAUUCAAAAGAGAAGCACAUCAGUUUCACAGACAUAUGAUAUUACUGCAGAUGGUGUGUAGAAAACUAUUGAUAAACCUUGCUUACAUUUAUUUUGGGAACUGCAAUAUUUCAUGCUGAAGACCCUUAACCUUGCAUUUUAUGUUUAAAGCUCUCUUUCUGUCAAUCUUAAUUAAAUAGUUUCUCACUUCUAAAGAAACUAGGUUGGUAUCCAUAACAUAUUGAUCAAUAUGAAUUGAGAAGAAGAAUCAAAAUGUGCAUGUUUGUGUGAAAAGUGAAUUAAAUCUCUUCCCCUGUGCGGUAACACAGGAGUGUAUGCUGGCUCGAUAGCAGGAAGUGGGUUUUGUUACCCGUGGUUUUGAAACAGUUGAUAGUUUUGUUCAAUAUUUAUCAACAGGACAGAUCGACAUGGCUUGACAUUAAAAUGGUCGUAAAACAGAAGGGAUAAAUGUAUGUUUUAUCAUGCCAAAUAAAAUAACAAUGAUAUCUCAUUAACUUUAAACAGCUAAACAAGCAACCCCAGUUGUUUGAAGGGAGUUGCUCUUUUGUAGCUUUAUUGCUAUUUACAUACAGCAAUAUAGCUACAAAUGUAUGCAUAUAUAUACAGUAUAUAUAAUAUUAGUGUUGUGUGUUUGCGUCUCAUGUCUAGAGUCUGAAGAGGUGCAGAGUGAUGUCUCCCAGGAGCCAGUAGCCAGUGAGGUCCACAGAAAGACUGGGAGCCAGGACGCCCCGGAGUUAACGAUGGAUGAAUCCAGCGCUCAGUGUGAAGCGGGUGCCAGGCAAGACAAAGGUGCUGAGGUGGGGGAGAAGUCCUUUGUGUCGAACCUGCACGGUUUCAUGAAGGAGAGAGGAACGGCCAUAGAGAGGAUCCCCCACUUGGGCUUCAAGCAGAUCAACCUUUGGAAGAUAUAUAAAGCUGUUGGGAAUCUUGGAGGUUAUGACUCAGUGACCGCACGGCGUCUGUGGAAGAGCGUCUACGACGACCUGGGAGGGAGUCCCGGCAGUACCAGCGCAGCCACCUGUACCCGCAGGCACUACGAGAGGCUGGUUCUGCCGUUCGACAGACACCUGAGAGGAGAGAAAGACAAGCCUCUGCCGCAGGGUAAACCCCGGAAACAGUACCGGAGGAACAUGGAGAAGGCCGGCAAAGAACGAGGGAAGAGGAAGACUGUCCGUAUGGAGAAGGAGCUCCGUGAGGCUCAGAGGAUAACCAAAGCUACAGUGCAAGUUGAGGCUGGAACUCAGGCAUAUGCAGCUCCAUGGCCCAUCUCCAGACCCCUGCUGAGCUGCCCGCAGACCAACCGAGAGCCUGCCGUCGUUUGUACUGCGGCUUACGACGGCUCCAGAUCACUCUGCGUCCCGCUUCCUGCGUCACAACCGUUGAGCGAUCACAUGGUCUCUCCUCCUGGCAUGGGCCUCUCUCCCCUGGAGAAGAAGAAAAGGAUGGCCCAGGCCAGCCUCAGCCAGCCUUCACACCUCCAGGACGAUGAUAAAGACAGGCCCAGCGUCAUCCACCGCCCCCUGCCUCAGGCCACGCAGCUUCCCGCUCCCAAGUGCACCUCCUUGGAGGACUCUCCGAGGCCUGUGUCCACCUCUUCUUCCCGCUGCUCCUCCCCUCACUCCUCCCUCUCCUCGGAGGACCUUCCAGCAGCCGCUGGAGGGAAGCCUGAACCAAACGGAGCAACGCCACGGCAAUACGUGACGCUGGUCAGUGGCAGGAGUCGCUUGGUUGCGGACAAUAAGUUCUGUAGUGCAAUCACCAAAGGACAAGUCAUUCCUUUCCCUGGCACCCAAUUACUGAAAGCGGACGCCAUCGGAAAUGAGAACAAAGACUCUGUAUGGAGAGCUGUCCCAAAGGUCAGUGGAAGAGAGUCUGCUCGCACUUGCCCAAAGGCGACAUCUUCCUCCUAUUUCGGCGUUCACACAAACUGGCCGCCGGCACCUAACUCAAGUUUCACCAAAGUCCUUCCAAAACCAGCACAACCUCUCAAACCAACUCCUCUCCCGCGUGGUUAUAAAAUCGACCACGGUUGGCCGACGCAGCCGCACGAUCAGUCGGUAAAGAAGCGACAUCACCUCCCUCCCUGGAUCUAUCAGACGUCGGAGAGGAGAGACAAAUCUAAGCGGUUUCUUACUAGCGAGCCUCGGCCCCUUCACAGUGGCAGCCAGCCCCCUCCGUCCUACCUCUUCACAGACUAUGGCAGGGCGGUCAGAGACAGUAUGCCUCAACCACCCCCCCUCCAAGCGUUUCUGCCAGAGAGAAUGAGGACGGCGCACUCCCAGCCUCUAUACCACCAUGCCCCGGUAGGGCUGAGUCACCCAGCCCACUUCUACUCUUACCCUUCUUACUACCUCUCUGCAUGGAGCGACCAGAGUGAAUACGCGCGAGCGGGGGUUUCUCCUCAGUCCGUUUAUCCUCGUAAACUUUGAUACUGUGCAGAAGAAGAAAGAGAAGAAAGAGAAGUAGAAGAAGAAGAGGGUUAAGUGGAAAGAGGGUUAACAUAGGUUCCUAUAGGUUGAUUAUGAGUCUACCUCUUUAACUGAAAAUGUGUUCUUUCUUGUGUGUUUGCUGCAAUAAUUUUGUUGAGGACAAUGAGUACAGUAAUAAUACAGUAAUACAUGAGGCAUAUUGGCCGACUGAAUAUUAGGAAUUUGUUAAAUAUCCCUAUUUGAAAUGUGAGUUGAAUUGCAUUUGAAAUUAUAAUGUCAAUGUCUGCUUAAUGCCCACAUUAAAACCCAAUAAUUAUUUUGAUGAUGUCAGCAUUCAUGAAUGGAAACUGGGGUUUGCAACUCAUCUUAAAAUAUAUUUCUUGGCGAUAUCAUCUUCUGCUUUCUAGUUCCAAACAUCACGUCCAGGCACAAUGAUUUCCCUUCUGUUUAAAUUGUUCAGAAACCAAACCACCAGUAAUAAAAAUGGCAAAAUCCUCUAUGAGUCAAUCGAUGUUCUAUUCUCAUAGUAUGAGAGCCUAGACUAGACUUCAUGUUAUCUUUGAAUUAUUAGAUCAGAUUGGUGACAGUAAGCACACAAAUGAAUUGGUUGAUGAGUUGAUUGUGAAUGAUCCAAUGUGUAGGCAUAUAGAGUAACAUACCUUUAUUUAAUUUUAGUCAAGCACACACGUUUAAUAUUAUAUAUUGCUGAUAACCACUUAAACUAGAAAUGUUGAAAAGUAUGAAAAUAUAUGACAAGUUAAGGAAUGUAUGGAUUUAUACU
Gadus chalcogrammus (walleye pollock) is the source of this 3913-nucleotide messenger RNA. RefSeq names its product AT rich interactive domain 5A (MRF1-like) (gene arid5a). Bases 1294 to 3132 code for a protein of 612 amino acids. The record is from RefSeq and is a predicted model, not a curated record. Lineage: Eukaryota; Metazoa; Chordata; Actinopteri; Gadiformes; Gadidae. Gene Ontology annotation, molecular function: transcription cis-regulatory region binding. Gene Ontology annotation, biological process: regulation of transcription by RNA polymerase II. Gene Ontology annotation, cellular component: nucleus. The transcript is spliced from 6 exons.